Molecule: messenger RNA, 2491 nt
Organism: Lingula anatina
Lineage: Eukaryota; Metazoa; Brachiopoda; Lingulata; Lingulida; Lingulidae
Product: endoprotease bli-4
Biological process (GO): protein processing
Cellular component (GO): Golgi membrane; trans-Golgi network
Molecular function (GO): serine-type endopeptidase activity
Source: RefSeq, a predicted model, not a curated record
CUCUCUUAUAUAUAUAUAAAUAAGUACACAAGGACAUUUUCCAGUGAAUUGAUUGGCUUUAUCUCAUGUCGCUUGUUUACUGGUUUAAAGAGAGGGAUAGAUGAGAAUAGGGGUUAUCUUCAAAGCUAUGAGGGGUACGUGGUCAGUCAUCAUCCCCCCCCCAACCCAGGAUCCAUCAUUUGAGUGCACUAAUGAACAUGCAUGUUCAGCACAGAGGAACAAAUGCAAUAUGAUCAAUUCACACCUACGCUUCCAAUUCAUGUAACCGACUUCUAUAUUAGCAGCGGUCAUAUGCGACAGGUGGAAGAGAUCUAUCGUAUCUCACGGUUGAAACAUGGAACAGCGAACAAUGGCAAACGGUGUGGUCAACUUUACUAUAACGGUGUUUUGUGUCCUAGGACUAAGCCUCGUGAAGGGACAGGGAACUGAAUCAAGGGCACUGUUUGCCAGGUCAGCUUCAGGCACAUUCAACAUUGCAGACCCAAGAUGGGACAACCAACGGUGGUAUAUGGACAGCGGCAAGACGCUUGACACAAACAUAGCUAAGGCAUGGUCACUGUGCAGAACAGGGAAGAACGUGACAGUGGCUGUCGUCGACGAUGGCGUGCUUUCGACUCACAGAGACCUGAGCGACAAAAUAGAUUUGAGCCUGAGCCUUGACCUCCAGAAAGACCAAUAUGGUAUUUCCGAUCCCAAUUUUGGUGACAGUCACGGCACCAGCGCUGCAGGUAUAAUUGCGGCCGCUGCUAACAGUGUCUGUGGAGUGGGCGUGGCUCCUGAUGCCAGAAUAGCCGGCAUCCGCCUGUACGGAGACUCCCCCACGACAGACCUUAUGGAGGCUAGAGCCCUGGGUGCCUUCGGGAACGAUGUCAGCAUCUACAGCUGCAGCUGGGGUAUGGCCAGAACGGGAUUCGACCUUAAGGAGAUAGGACCGAUGGCUGCGGCGGCCUUAAGAGAUGGCGCGAUCAAGGGACGCAACGGAAAGGGUUCAGUCUAUGUGUUCGCUUCCGGUAAUGGCGGGUCCGGCGGCAAAGACAGCUGCGCAUAUGACGGGUUUGCCAACAGCAUCUACACCAUCCCAGUCAGCGGACUGACGUCACGCGGAGAAAAGUUGACAAAUGGGGAACAGUGUGGGGCCAUGAUGGCGACUGCGUUCUCGCGAGAUUCUACCGAUGACUGGACUUGGGAGAAAAUUAUCGCUCCAGGUACGGGGUACUCAAGUUCUUGUCUGGAUGACUUCGGAGAGUCGUCUGCUGCAGCACCACUUGCCGCGGGCAUCCUUGCCUUGGCUUUGGAAGCUAAUCCCUCACUGACCGCUCGUGAUGUCCAGCACCUGGUAGUGGCCACGGCCAAUAACCAAUUUGGUCGGGAGGACUUGUGGAAUACGAAUGGCGCUGGAGUUAAAGUAAGCAGUGCAUUCGGGUUUGGCUUACUGGACGCAGAAAAGAUGGUGAAGUUUGCCGAGAACUGGAAACAUGUACCGCCUAUGACGAUGUGUAUCCUCAGUAAACGAAACAUCAACACCACUGUCCCCGAUGUCCUGGGUAUGGAAAUCCCAGCUGAUUGUGACGUCAGUUCCGUAGAACACGUGCAGGUUUACGUGCUGGUCAGGUUCACCAAGAGAGGCUACGUCAAAGUGGACCUGGAAUCUCCUUCGGGAACGCGGUCCACAUUGAUACCAGGACGACCAAAUGACCAAUGGUCUCGCUACCUUGAGCUAAACGUCUCAACUGUCCAGUUUUGGGGAGAGCGGUCACAAGGCGCCUGGAAGGUGCACGUGGACAGCUUGUAUCCAGGUCAAGGUCAUUCAGGCGUAUUGUAUGACCUGAAACUAGCCGUUUAUGGUACGUCCAGCCAACCACCACAGCAGUCGCCAUCUGCCGGUAAUUGUCGACAAACUAUUGCAUAUUAUGGUAGAAACGCCUUUGUUCCUGACGUCACUGGCGUGACAAAACCUGGCGAAAUCUCGGUUCCAACAUCGCCCACUGAAGUGCCCGGGGUGACGAAGGGGACACCAGGCCCAGUUCUUCCCUCAAGUUCCCAGACGUUUUCCCCUGCCCGAUCUACGGUCCGCCCAAUUAACAUCUUUUCCGAGUGCAGUUGCCGUAACAUGCAGUUCCCGAUAUACCUCUGGGAAAAAGAGGCCCAAUUUGAAAUAGAUUUUGCUGGGGUAACUUAUGACGUCACGUGCCCCGAUGACGUAUUCGAUGACUGGUCUGCUCAUGCGUGCGUCAUGACGAAGAAGGUGGCUCCCUCUAGCGCUUUGGACGGCAGUAAAUGUGCCUGUGGCUUUAAACAGGGGAUACCGCUUGGGGACGGGGAGGUCAGCGCCACAUGGGAGGUCAAUACCAGGUUUAAGAGCUGGUGGGGGAUCAGACAUAAGAAAACGGUGUGCGUCUCCUGUCCUGUUCGCACGACAACGGACAGACCAACGUACCCCUGCUCUGCCACUCAGUGCUCCUCUCAGGGAACAGGACCCCUCGUGGGUUAA